Triticum turgidum subsp. durum (durum wheat) is the source of this 1953-nucleotide messenger RNA. The record is from the annotation of a GenBank genome assembly. NCBI's taxonomy places the organism in Eukaryota, Viridiplantae, Streptophyta, Magnoliopsida, Poales, Poaceae.
AUGGUAGUACUAUGCAGAUGCCAGACGUUGCCUCUAUUCACAUACUCAAGAAAAGACAUGGCAGUGUGUGAGAUGAGCUUGCUGUUAGCUUCCUUCCUCUCCAUCCUGGUGAUCGCCGCUGCAAGCGAUGAGGCCGCACUGGUUGCUUUCAAGGCCGGGCUCAGCAACUCCAGUAUGCUUGCCUCUUGGAACAGCAGCACCGACUUCUGUAGCUGGGAGGGCGUGACAUGCAACCGUAGGAGGCCGACGCAGGUGGUCGCGCUGAGCCUGACCUUCCGAGAACUUGCUGGUACCAUCUCUCCGGCCAUAGGAAACCUCACCUUCUUGCAGAGGCUCAACCUGAGCUCCAACGAGCUCUACGGUGAGAUGCCACCAAGCAUCGGCCGCCUUCGACAAUUGCAGAGCCUUGACAUGGGGAACAACAUGCUCUCUGGUAUAGUUCCUGCCAACCUUAGCUUCUGCACCGGCUUGACAACCCUCAUUCUCCACUACAAUCAGCUCAACGGUCACAUCCCAGUUGAUAUUGGCGAUACUCUGACACACCUACAGGGGCUCUCACUGAUGGAAAACACCUUCACCGGGUUUAUUCCAGCGUCUCUGGCUAACCUGUCAUCACUGCAUGCUGUAUCUCUCAAGCGCAACCUGCUCCAUGGCCCCAUCCCGGACAGCCUUGGCAAACUCGCAGGCCUGCAAUUCCUCAACUUUGAGGACAACAGACUCUCCGGUGUGAUUCCACCCUCCUUGUACAACUUGUCAUCACUGACAAACUUUGCCGUUGGUGGGAACAAGCUGCAUGGCAACAUUCCUGCCGAUAUAGGAGACAGAUUUCCCAUGAUACAAGAAUUUAGCCUUGAUGAUAACCAGUUCAGCGGAGCCAUUCCUUCUUCAAUAUCCAAUCUCACUACACUGGAAGGGUUAUGGCUCUCACAGAACAGAUUUAGUGGAUUUGUGCCUCCUCGUCUGGGGAGGCUGCAACAUCUCGUAAUUUUGUUCCUGCAUGAGACAAAUGUUGAAGCAAAUGACAGAGAGGGUUGGGAGUUCAUCACUUCAAUGGCAAACUGCAGUCAGCUGAGAAUCCUACUUAUCGGCAACAACUCUUUCAGUGGACGACUGCCAAGUUCAAUAGCGAACCUCUCGACAACUCUCGAUUCCCUUUACUUAGGUUACAAUAACAUCUCUGGACAUAUCCCCUCAGAUGUUGGCAAUCUUGUAGGCCUUAGCAUACUCGAGAUAGGGCAUACCUUCAUGUUUGGAGGGAUACCAGAGAGCAUUGGGAAAUUAGUGAACUUAGUUCAGCUGUACUUGGAUAAUAAUAGCUUUUCAGGCCUCAUACCCCCUUCUAUUGGUAAUCUCACACAGCUGGAAUGGCUACUUGCGCCCAACAAUAGCCUAGAAGGGCCUAUUCCGGCAAACCUUGGAACACUGGAAAAUCUUCAAAUUCUUGAUCUGUCCAUGAAUUACAAACUGAAUGGCUCGAUUCCUAAGGAGAUACUGGGGUUGACUUCCCUUUCUUCUCAGUUGGAUCUGUCAUACAACUCAUUAUCUGGACCUCUUCCUUCAGAGGUUGGUCGACUGCACAAUCUCAACAAGCUUAUUCUGUCAGGAAACCAUUUGUCCGGUGAGAUACCUGAUAGUAUAGGAAACUGCAUAGUGUUGGAAUUCCUGUUGCUGGACAGGAACUCAUUCGAAGGAAGCAUGCCUCAGUCUUUUGGGAAUAUAAAAGGGCUCCGUGUCUUGAACCUGACGAUGAACAAGUUGUCUGGUGCGAUACCUGAUACGCUUGGAAGCAUGCGCGACCUAGAACAAUUGUAUCUGGCACGAAACAGCUUCUCAGGGCCAAUCCCGGCGGUUAUUCAGGAUUUGACCUUGCUGUCGAAAAUGGAUGUGUCCUUCAACAAUCUGCAAGGUGAAGUGCCAAAAGGAGGUGUUUUCAGGAAUCUAACUUACAUAUGA